Folsomia candida is the source of this 1154-nucleotide messenger RNA. RefSeq names its product cysteine-rich hydrophobic domain-containing protein 1. The coding region runs from base 292 to 783 and encodes 163 amino acids. The record is from RefSeq and is a predicted model, not a curated record. NCBI's taxonomy places the organism in Eukaryota, Metazoa, Arthropoda, Collembola, Entomobryomorpha, Isotomidae. The transcript is spliced from 6 exons.
CAAAUACAUUAAAUUAUGUAUCCCUUAAAUUUAGAAUUUAUUGUUUUUUUCACAAACUUUAAGGGAUUAGUGAUAGUGGAUAGAAUUUUUUAAUUGUUAAUUAUCUAUUUGUUUAGUAGGAUGUGACUACUACAAGCUACGGUAAGAAUUUAAGGCAGACGAAUAUGACGAAACAAGGCGAAGGGUCUGACCAGAUUCUACUACUUGCGAUUAGGAUAUCCGUAAAACCUUUCUUCACCGUUUGUAAAACUCAACUUUAGUCAGAAAUAACUAAACUCCACUUAUCAAGUGAUGGAUAUCGAAGCAAUUGAAGAUACGGAAAGCUUUAGUGAGUUAAACUAUGGAGGCAGUGGAUUUCCCUUGAACCAAGAACCCAUUAUUAUCCGAGGAUGUGGAAACAUUACAGUCUUUGGUCUUCAUAAUCGUUUUAAGACAGACUUUCCACCUUCCCUUUUGGCUCGUGUCGCUCCUGAAGAAUUUAAAGGAACGGUUGAAAAAGUCAAUUCAAUUUUGGGUCACAGCCUUCCCUUGCAGAUGAAAUGGGUUAUUUUCGGGUGUUUCUGCUGCUGUUGUACGUUAGGAUGUUCAUUUUGGCCUGUGAUUUGCCUAAGUAAGAAAACUAAAUUAUCUGUCGAAAAGCUUCUCGAGUGGGAGAAUUCUCACCUUUAUAGAAGACUUGGAUUAAAGUGGAAGCUCACUCAGGGGCACUUAGACUCGGCCAUGUUAGAAUACGUGAUUCACAUUGAGUUUGUGCCUAAAUACCAGCUUUACGUUCCGGAUUGAUAAUCAGCUAUAUAGAAAGUACACUAUAUAUAAACUGUCACCAUCAUCACUCACUCGGUGCUUCGUUUCGUUUAAUUAAAUACUUGAUAUUUGAUUAGCAAGAUAGUUAAGCUAAAUUUACAAAUAGUCUUUGAGUUAUUCAAAUCGCCUCUCACCAUUGUUGACGCGGAUCAAUCAGAUAUAACUUAAUGUUCAAUCACGAGAUUAUUUUGAUUAUUAUUAUUAUUACUACUAACAGACAAGCAAAAUACGCAAGGCCAUUGUUUCGCGAAUUUGUGUGAAAGUGUAGUUUAUAAACAUUACAAGCAGUUAAACUGCAUGAACAAAGUGUGUCAGUCAGAGACUAACAUAAUAACAAAUUAAGCUUAAAU